AUGACGUCAUGGUCGUUGUUUCGAAUGUCGGGAGCUGGCGUCGGGUAGGAGGCCGCGCGCUCUGCUGGGGACACAACUUGUACAAAUCUGAAGCCCAAGGUCGUCGACAGCCGCCGGUACCUUGCAUUUCAGGAAUAUCCUCUCCCAUCCCCCUUACCCCCUCUGUCAGAGUAUGGCUCAGGAGACCAAUCAGACGCAGGUGCCAAUGCUUUGCACUAUGGGAUGCGGUUUCUAUGGUAACCCCCGCACCAACGGCAUGUGCUCGGUCUGCUACAAGGAACACCUGCAGAGGCAACAGGGAGGGGGGCGAUCCAGCCCCCCAGGAGAGAAAGCUGCUACAUCACCGGCAGGAUCACCAGGAUCAGCUGGUGUUACUGUGGAGACGACGACCUCAGAGCCCAGCACAGAGGUGGCAGGAACCCCACCUGAGGAACAAACAACCAGUCCCAGCUCUCCCAGCCCAGUAACUCAACAGAUGACAGCUAUGAGCAUCUCCCAGGAUUCGGGAGCUGUAGACUCUGAUCGAGCAGAGGCAGAGGAGGGAGAAGAGGAGGGUACUUCCAACAGCACAGAGCCAGUGGGGGAGGCAGCACAGGCUUCUGAUGGCGACCAAACCCCUGACAAAAACAAGAAAAAGAACCGCUGCUUUUCUUGCCGGAAGAAAGUGGGCCUUACUGGUUUUGACUGUCGCUGUGGCAACCUGUUCUGUGCCAUUCACCGUUACUCUGACAAACACGACUGUCCCUAUGAUUACCGGAGUGCAGCUGCAGCCCGCAUACGUAAGGAGAACCCCAUCGUGGUGGCUGAGAAAAUUCAGAAGUUAUGAGGACUGACUGCUAAAAAAAAAAGUCUCUCUGACUUUGUGAAUUUGAACAAUGGCGACUUGGCUGAAAACACCUGAUAUCAUGGCUUCAUUUGUUCAUGGUAGUCUAAGACGGGCGGGGUGGGGUGGUGCAGUCACAGCCACUGUCCAGACGCUUCCCUUGCUAGCAUCUCCCUCUCUCUCCACUAGUGACUGUUUGCGGCUGAACCUAAGUGUUUCUGUUUGUGUGUGUUUGUAUGAAAAUGUGUGUGUGUGUGUGUGCACAUUUUGCUUGAGAGUUGGGGAGAGAGCUGUAGGGGCUUGGUGGACAUGUUGCUCUGGGGAGGGAAGGCAUUUGAUUUUACCCCUUUUUGUUUCUCAACUUGGGGGAUCGUGUGGGUUUAUUUUUAUACAGUCCCUGUAAGGUAGUUGAAAUGAGACAGGGGUAAGCUGUUAAGGAAUGUGUCACAGCCUGGGUAACGACACUGAGGUCAAUUACGAAAGUCUAGCAAGUUAAAAAAUAACUAGCUGGGAGAUUUCAUCCAUCAGCAAGACCUUUUAAGGGCUUUGGAAUAUGAUUUUUUUUCUUCCAGAGUAAAAAUGAUGUCAACUUCUUGUCAAAUUGGCAGACUUUUUUUCCCCUUCUCACCUCCUCUUACCCUUACUCUAUGGGUCACCACACGUUGGACUCCCAAGUCUCAGCAUUUUCCAGAAAUAUUUCUCUUUGAUAUAUUGACUUAUCAUACUGAUAUUGGGUGC
Scomber scombrus (Atlantic mackerel) is the source of this 1561-nucleotide messenger RNA. RefSeq lists its product as uncharacterized. The record is from RefSeq and is a predicted model, not a curated record. Bases 173 to 826 code for a protein of 217 amino acids. The transcript has 6 exons. Gene Ontology annotation, molecular function: zinc ion binding; DNA binding. NCBI's taxonomy places the organism in Eukaryota, Metazoa, Chordata, Actinopteri, Scombriformes, Scombridae.